Messenger RNA from Penicillium argentinense, 1476 nucleotides. Its product is annotated as putative l-fucose permease. Gene Ontology annotation, biological process: transmembrane transport. The coding region runs from base 1 to 1476 and encodes 491 amino acids. The record is from RefSeq and is a predicted model, not a curated record. NCBI's taxonomy places the organism in Eukaryota, Fungi, Ascomycota, Eurotiomycetes, Eurotiales, Aspergillaceae. Gene Ontology annotation, molecular function: transmembrane transporter activity. The transcript has 5 exons.
AUGGGUGUGAAGGAGUUCCUCAAGACUCGCUCCGGCCUGCGUGUCGAUAAUAGCAAGACCACACGAGCGGCCACUCUCACUUUGAGACAGAGUCUGUAUCCGCUCGGCUUGGUGACUAUUCUAUUCUUUCUUUGGGGCUUUGCUUACGGUCUCCUCGACACCCUCAACAAGCACUUCCAGAAUACUCUGCACAUUACGCGUGGGAGAUCCGCCGGACUUCAGGCGGCUUAUUUCGGCGCAUACCCCCUUGCUUCACUAGGCUACGCGAAUUGGAUCCUACGACACUAUGGCUACAAGACGGUCUUCAUCUUCGGCCUUACCCUCUAUGGCAUCGGUGCCUUGUGCAUGUGGCCUGCUGGCCUGAAUCAAUCUUUCGGUGGAUUCUGCGGUGCUACGUUUGUUAUCGGAUCUGGGUUGGGAUCGCUGGAGACGGCGGCAAAUCCGUACUUGACAGUUUGCGGUCCACCCCGCUACUCCGAAAUCCGAAUAAACUUCGCCCAGGCUUUCAACGCAAUCGGAACGGUUGUCGGUCCCGUUCUUGGCUCCUACGCCUUCUUCACCGAGACAGAGGACGACGUCACGGCCCUCCAGCGCGUACAAUGGGUCUAUCUCGCGAUCGGAAUCUUCGUCUUCUGUCUCGCCUUUGUCUUUUUUCUUUCAAAUAUCCCCGAGGUCACCGAUGAAGACAUGGCGUUUCAAGUUGCGGAGACGCAUGUCGAUGAGCAGAAUAGGCCCUUCUGGAAGCAGUAUAAGCUUUUCCACGCAACACUAGCUCAAUUUACGUAUACUGGUGCGCAGGGUAGGUUUCUCCACGUGGACCCUUCCGCAGACUUGGUCCCUCUUACUAACUUGACACAUACAGUCGCAAUUGCGGGCUACUUCAUCAACUAUGUAACAGACACAUGGCCGCCAUCCGACAGCGCAAAGGGCGCAAAGCUCCUAGCCGGCGCCCAGGGCGCCUUUGCUGUCGGUCGAUUCCUAGGCUCCGGACUGAUGAAAUAUACCAGGGCUCGCUGGGUCUUUUUGGUUUAUUUAUCUUGCUGCGUAGCGUUCCUCGCCGCGUCCAUCACGCAGCGGGAGCAGAAGGGUGUCGCGAUGCUUUUUAUGACCCUCUUCUUCGAGUCGGUCUGUUUCCCCACGAUUGUUGCCCUGGGUAUUCGUGGUUUGGGCCGUCAUUACAAGCGAGGUUCUGGAUUUAUUGUUGGUGGUGUUUGUGGUGGUGCGGUUGUUCCGCCAAUUUUGGGGCAUGUUGCGGAUAUGAGGAAUGAUACUGGGUUUGCGAUGAUUGUGCCCACUAUGUUUAUGGUUAUUGCCUGGACGUAUGCGGUUGCGGUCAACUUCUCGCCUACCUAUAGGGACACGGUGGAUAAAGUUGGGGAGAGUACUGUGGGCUUGCAAAAUGAAGCCGUUGAUGAGGAGAAGGUUGAUGUUGGGAUGAAUCCGGAGACAAAGGAUGUGCCAGAUCAUCAUAACUAG